AGAGGGGUUUUGUCAAAGGAAGAUCCAUCAAUGAACAAGUGCUUAUUGCCCAUGAAAUGAUCCAUGGCAUUAAUCAUAACACAAGAGGAGAAUGGGAAGGAACCACAUGCACAUCCAUCACCUUGCCUAUGCAGAUGACCUCAUUAUCUUUCUAAAUGGAGGAAAGCAAAACCUGAACAGAUUCAUCAAUUUCCUAAAAGGUUAUGAGGAAACCUCUGGACAGAUGGUUAACCUUCAGAAAGUGCAAUUUCUACAACCCAUGUCUAAUGAAGAUUCAACUUGGCAUUCACUUCACGAAUGCAAUUUCAGCAAGGAGAUUUGGAAUCAUUUUGAGGAACUCUUUGGAAUCAACAGAAGUGUUAACCACGGCAUACGCAGCUUUCUACUAAAUUGGUGGAACCAAAUUAACAAAAAGUCAAAAGAUUACCACCUCAAAGUUGUGUUACCUGGUUUCAUUGCACACGCCAUCUGGAAAGAAACAAAUCUUCGCAUCUACAAUGAGGAAGCACAGACACCAUCCCAAAUCAUUCACCAAGUUACUAAGCAGAUAUAUGAAUACAGUGCAAUCAAUGGGAAACGAGGUCAAAAAUACCUGCAGCUCUCAAUCCCAACCAUCAAAAUGGGUGCAAUCCAAACAUUCAAAUGGAAUUUCCCAAAGCAAGGACUAUGCGUCACCACUGAUAUUGCAAUCUCACAGGAUCGAAUGGCAGCAGCAGCAAUCAUCCGGCUAAAAACUGGAAAGUUCCUAGCGGCAUGGACCAAGAAUUGGGCGGGAGAAAACGACCCUGAGGCAGGAGAGAUUAAGGCAGCAGCUCUAGGGGUCAAACGCGCUUACUUCCUAAAUCAGCCAAUCAACCUUUCAUGGACUCAAAGAAUGGGGUCGCUGUCUCCUGAAGCUGCCCCGUUUAUCCCCAUUUCCUAUAACUCAUUUGGGGUACUUGAUUCCAAUGAUGACACAACCCUUGAAGAACCGGAGGAGACACAUAAAAUCAUCAACAUUGGGGACAUGAUUGAGAUGUUUAACUGCACAUCUUCUGAUCGGGUGAUGAAACUUAACGCACUUGAGGAUGCAGCCCUGGAAAAUGAUGAACCAGCACUCUACACCCACUCGGAAGGAGAAACCACGGUGUUUAUUGACUCCAAAGUUGAACCAAUUAGAAUAAACACCUCUAGAUGCUCUAAGGUGUCGAUGCUGCUUCCUAAAUUAGCUAAGGGUAAGCCAACCUUUUCACCAUCUCAUAUGGUUACUAGGAGUAGGGCUAAGAUAAUAGCUGCAGGAAGGAAAGAAAAUCCCAUUAAGGGAGUUGACACAUCUGAAGAUGAGGGAGAGUUUACUGUGAAGGGCAUCCGCUCCGCAUUCAAGAAGACAUGCCCGACAAUAGGGGGGAGGAAAAACCAGUCUAGUGCACCUUCUUUGGAAUCUCAACCAAAACUUAGCAAGAAACAGAAAAGGAAGGCCAAACAGAAACUAAAACAUGCACAAAAUUUGGCGAUGGCUAAGUUAGCAUUCAGUGCAAACAAUACAAUGGAUACGGAUGAUAUUGAGGAUGACUAUGAUUUCUCAUAUUAUUUAUAACUCUCAUAUUUGGAACGGGACACCAUGGUUCUCCUAGCCUUCUACGCAGUUAGUUUGGAAGCUGUCAAGGUUAUGCGGGUCUUUUCCCUCUUUAGCAUCUCGUUUAGUAUCAAGCAGUUUUGGCUUAGUAAACAUUGUGGUUGCUG
Molecule: messenger RNA, 1722 nt
Organism: Cuscuta campestris
Lineage: Eukaryota; Viridiplantae; Streptophyta; Magnoliopsida; Solanales; Convolvulaceae
Source: the annotation of a GenBank genome assembly